CUGCACUUCCCCCAAGGCCGAAGCCGAAAUGAGCGUAUGUAUACACAGUAACAAUGCUUAGUGGUACAAGGCAGGAGGUGGCAGCAUUGACUUGCACAUAAAUGUACACGACGCUCUCGUAGUGCGGGCGAGUGAGCGAUCGACAGGAACGCUUGAAGCAAAGGGCAUCUCCUCAGUAUCCCGUCUGGCCCGUCGCCGAUGGCCAACAGGCGGGCGCAUGCGCUACACUGAGCCAAAAUGCGCUAGUGGUGUCGGAAAGCCCGAGCAGUUUGACUUGUUGGGCUGUGACUUGGCCCGGAACCGCGAGCACCGAGGGUCCAGAGUCCAGACUGCCAGAAUACUGCCGGCCAUGCGAAAUGCGUCCUUCCUCCUCCAUGUACUCACAUCACCCUGGCCUCCCCUUUGUCUACAGUGGCGAACCCUCUCUCGAGCUGCGUCAUCCUCUCACGCGCCCAUGUCGCUUCUCAAGGUUCAUGAUGCAGGAGGGCUACAGCAAGCUUCAAGCCACGUUUUAUCGCUUCAUCCGGCUUUAAGCUUCAACGUUCCUCGGAUAUCAACGCUCAACGUAACACCGUCAUGCGAGUCAUGCGCGUCAUGCGUGGCUGUUGGACCCAAUUCUGUUCGCCGAAACAGGGUAGAGCAAGCUGCUAUUACAUGUCCCCAUCUCUCACCGACAGCUCAAAUGUGGCCCCGCAUCGCAAGUUAUCGAAUCCUGCUCGCGGAUGGCGCGAGUGCUCGACUCUCGCAUCUUCACGCUGCCCUUGACCCCAUUCCCACUCCAUAAGUCACCACAUACCCGCAGAUGGUAAAUAGAUCUCCGGCCGGUUCAUGUGCAUUCAACGCCGUCAGCGACGAGCUUCCGCAACCUACUGCCUAUUGCUGCACACUCGGAACUCCACACGAGUAAGCGGCCCUUCUC
This is a messenger RNA of Tilletiaria anomala UBC 951, 919 nucleotides long. RefSeq lists its product as uncharacterized. The coding region runs from base 218 to 784 and encodes 188 amino acids. The record is from RefSeq and is a predicted model, not a curated record. The transcript has a single exon. NCBI's taxonomy places the organism in Eukaryota, Fungi, Basidiomycota, Exobasidiomycetes, Georgefischeriales, Tilletiariaceae.